UUGCUUCUCGACUCUGCCGACCUGCGAGUGCCUUCCCAACUUUCCCUCCCUCUCGCACACCACAUCGCUUUUCUUCGCACACCACCCGCCUCUCCUCCUCCACCACCACCAUCCGCCCACUGUCGCGCGUCCUGUCGCUUGCGCGCGCGCCCGUCCGCAUCGCUAUCAUCGCCUUGUCUGCUGCCCGCCGAAUCCGGCGACACCUCGCUUUGCUGCACGGCACGUCGCGUCUCCCUCCAUCGCUCACGCCGUCCGCCGUCGCGCAACACUUUUGCUCGCUCCAGCAUCGCGUCUGCGCAUUCACUCCACUGCCAUCGCUGGUGCGCCCCCGACUGUGACCGCAGCGCGCGCAAUCGUUACUCACGCUCCACUUCGCAGCUGUGGGCGGCCCCGGAUCUGGCGCAGACCGCAAAUCCCCGGACGGCCCAGGCACUGGCCGACUCAUAUGCCACGCUUUCCACCACACCCUCCUUCGGCGCUGCAACGUGGUCCCGCUCCAUCUGCAUCGUUCUCACCUGAUCUUAGCACUCGGCAUCGUCUCGCCUUCGCCCCGUCCACCCGCGGGCACCAACAAGGCCGGCUGCCCGUGGCCUACUCCGACCGCGUCGCAUUGUGCGCCGACCACCUGUAGAGGCCGAUGGGUGACCUCACCUCAAGCAACCACCAAAUCCGUAAGCCCGGCAGUGCUAUGUACGCGGGAAACACUUUCAGUCCCAACAGCACGUCUCCACCCACACCCGCAUUUCGCUCCGACAUCUUCGCAAAGGCCUCCGGGUCCAGCUCCGGCCCGCUAUACAGCACUUCGCCGACUGCAGAGCGCCACCCUGCUGAUCGCGUUGGCAUGAUGGCGCCUCUCUCAGCGGCCGCGGAUUCCUCCAGCUUCGCCUGGCAUCAACGUCCUGCUCCCGCGGUUCUGAUUCGAAGGCUUCCGCGUAACAUAGGCAUCGACGCAGUGAAGAGCUUGCUGCUCUUCGCUGGUGAUCUAAUCGACGCAGAAAUCAUUCAAUCACCCUAUCCGGACGACCAAAAAUACGCGACAGCGAUUGCGCGAUUUCAAACGACAGGCAGCGCCAUCGAGGUGCAGCAGAGGUUGAACGGAAAACCCAAUACCGCCAACGAAGCCAACAUGAUUGUCGAAACGUACAGCACCACUUCGAUUAGCGGAGUUUUCGAGAGGCGCAACACUAUCGAUGUAACUGCUUCUCGCACGCAAACGAGCUCUGCUUCUUCUGGACGCUCCAGGUACAACAACACGUUCCAACCCGCGGAGCGAGUUUCCCCGCCUCUGCAGAGCGGGAGCUCGGGCACAAAUGGGGACUUUCCCACCCCAGAGAACAGUGCACACUUCCAGAAUCUGUUCUCUCCACAGUCUCCGUUGGCCAAUGGAGUUGACGGGACUCAUCGCAUCAGCGGCAAGUCGAUGAUCAACGACGACAACGCUGAUGACGAAACCGGAGAGCUGCUCAAGGAUCCGAUCGCAUAUGCAAAGCAUGGCCAGCAAACUCGUCGUGCGACCAAUCCAGCCAUCCCAGUCUCUCGCUUUGGCAGUCUGUCCAUCAACAGUCCCAACGGCAACAGCAACGCCAUUCCAUCUCCCGUAAGCAAUGGCUAUGCGCCUCCACGUGCGAAUGGCUCCAUUUCUGGUGGCCCUGGGCAGAUGCAGAUGAGCAAUGGUCACAGCAAUGGCGCAAAUGGCACUUACGUCUCCAACUAUCCCCGCCCACAAUAUCCGGCUGUGAAUCCUGCCGAUCAAAAUCCUCCAUGCAAUACUCUCUACGUGGGCAAUUUGCCUAUUGACACCAACGAAGACGAACUCAAGGCUCUCUUCUCUAAGGUGCGAGGCUACAAGCGAUUGUGUUUCAGGACCAAAGCAAAUGGUCCCAUGUGUUUCGUCGAAUUCGAAGAUAUCAGCUUCGCAACCAAGGCUUUGCAUGAGCUCUAUGGUCAUCCUCUCCACAACAGUACCAAGGGUGGUAUCAGGCUGAGCUUCUCCAAAAAUCCACUCGGUGUUCGUUCAGUCCAGCCGAAUGGACUGGGUCCUUCUGCAGCAAUGUCUCCGCAGGCAAUGGCGCCUGGAUUCCCUGGACUUCCAAACAACUUUAGUGCUGUCUCUGGCCCGCCCCCUGGAUUAGGCUCUCCACCUGGACUUGGUCCUUCAGGAAAUUAUCGGGCAGGGCAAAUGGGGAUGGACGGCAUGUUUGCCAAUCCUUUUGGCAUGACUAAUCCUGAGUUUUUGCAUCAGCUUGGCCCACGCAACUAUUCUGGCGGUGUUCCUCAACCUCUGGGCGCAGGUACGUUCGGAAGGGAGACUCCUGACGGAUACAGCGACUUUCAUCUCAGCCGAUGAGGCGCUCCACAUGGACUGUGUCCGUGCUCUACUGGCUUCGAGGCGAAUUUGGUGAACUCCAUUCGCAAGCUAUCACACGGCAUUUGGGUUUUCUUUCUUUUUUUUUUUCUGCAUUUGGAUUUGCUUUACUCGUUACACGGCACGCGGGACAUCUCUCUACACGACCUAUAACGCUGGCGGAUAUUUGUUUGGUUUAAUCAUUUUUGCAAGAUUCCCCCUUUGCGCGAGCACCAUGACAAGAGCUCGGGAUCCAUUUGACAGGCGUUGAAAGGGCGUGUACUACACUUUCUCAAACGAACUAGUCUUUAUCAUUAAUGAAGACUACAUGGCAUGAGCAGAGCGAUGGUGCGCUCCACACGAACAGCAUAGCAAUAGUAUCAUGGCGGCCUGGACACACGGCGAACUCGAGGAGGUCCUUCAUUAGCAUGGCACAAUCAGUCAUUGAGGCAUGGGAAGCGUACAAGCGCAAGUUGGAAAUGAGUGGGAAAGGAACUGAGACAUUUGAGGAUAUGAAUCGUCUCGUAAACAGCAGGGUAAAAUGUGUACAAGGAAAAUGUCCGCUCAGGCGGAAUGGGGAGGAGAAUCUGGCAAUAUCCUUCUUCUGCUACGCAACUUACACGGCCGAGUUCAUUGUUGGAUUCUGCGAGCGAUACAAAAAACUGGCGGGGGCACAUAGGCGGUGAAAGAAAGCAUCUCACUUUAGAUCAAACGCUUAGCGUGGCUUUAGUCGAUACUGUAGUGUCAGUCGCAUUUUGGAGGGACAGGCGAGGAAAAAAGAACAUGUUGGCUUCUUGACGAUCUUCUCACCACUUUCACACUCAUUAUCAAAUCCCGCUGCCUGUGCCGUGAUGAACAAUCACACAACUUCAUCUAUCCCACUCAGCCAAGAAAUGUGCUCUAUCAGAGUUGAGAAUGUAUGCAUCGUCAUGCAUAUGCGGUCCGCGGAUUCUACAACCAUCCUCCCGCCUGACGAGCGGCGGGCAACAACUCU
Cercospora beticola is the source of this 3338-nucleotide messenger RNA. Its product is annotated as RNA-binding protein. Lineage: Eukaryota; Fungi; Ascomycota; Dothideomycetes; Mycosphaerellales; Mycosphaerellaceae. Gene Ontology annotation, molecular function: RNA binding. The record is from RefSeq and is a predicted model, not a curated record.